Molecule: messenger RNA, 1029 nt
Organism: Dictyostelium purpureum
Lineage: Eukaryota; Evosea; Eumycetozoa; Dictyosteliales; Dictyosteliaceae
Exons: 1
Coding region: 1-1029 (342 amino acids)
Molecular function (GO): hydrolase activity
Source: RefSeq, a predicted model, not a curated record
AUGGAAUUUUUUAAAAAUAUUCUUCCAAAGUUUCAUAAUUAUAAUGAUGAUUUGGGCAAUAAAGAUGUUACAUAUGAACCAGUUAAAGAGAUUUUAGAAGGAGAAUUCGAACAUCCAACUACAACUAUUAGAGGAGAACCAAUAGAUCCAAAUAAACCAAAAAGAAUAUUUAGAUAUGCAUCAGAUAUACACUUGGAGAUGAGAAAAUUUUUACAAGUUCCAUCAAUGGAUGCAUUAAAACCUCUAUAUCAAUUUGAAAAAGAACCAAAUACCAGAUACUUUUUAGCACUCGUUGGUGAUAUUGGUAGUCCGUUUGUAAAGUCCCAAAACCUAAGAGAAUUCUUUGAACUAUGCUCGCAAGCAUACGAAUAUGUUUUCUUUGUAAUGGGUAACCAUGAAUACUACAACAAUGGCUCCUUCACAAUGGAAGAGGUUCACUCUGAGCUAAAGUCAAUGUGUAGCGAAUUUAACAAUGUCAUUUUAUUAGAGAACGAGUCAUUCCAAUUGGACGAAUAUAAAAUAGUUGGAACUACUCUAUGGAGCAAUGUUCAAAUCAAUCCUCAACACGUCGAAAGAUGUCUCAAUGACUAUAGGCUAAUUAAAACAUACGAUUUAGAGCAUAAUGACUCCAAUGGUUUAAAAAGCAGAAGAAUCAAAAUAGAAGAUACAAAUAAAUUGCACGAAAUAGCCAUUGAUUUUUUAAAAAAAGAAAUAUUCGAAGACUCAAACCCCACCAAAUCUCCAUGCAUAGUUUUAACCCAUCAUGCUCCGCAAUUUAAUGACCACAAAAGAGGUCUCUUCACAUCCCAUCCAAACUACACAGCCAAUGAUCCAAUUGGUGAAGCUUUUUCUACAAAUCUUUCAAACUUUUUGAAAAAACCUGUUGUAGCAUAUAUCUUUGGUCACACCCAUUUCUCCACCAGAUACAAAUAUAAUGGUGUUUCAAUUUUAGCAAAUCAAUAUGGUUACGAAUUUGGCGAAGAUUUACAAUCAAAUAAAUUUAAUCCCAAUCGUUAUUUUAUUUUAUAA